UUGUUUUGUUUUGUUUGACGAGAAAAAAAAUUUGCAUACUUAAUCGUAUGCAUCGUCUGCCAGCCGGUCGGCACGCGUAUGUGUUUUUUUACUAUCUGGGCUCUGGGGGAAUGAUUUUUGUGCUAAACAAUGGAAAAGGACAAGGAAAAACGAAAGCCCGACAAGGUCGAUGGAUUUUUUGGUCUUUGUGGAGAUACAUUUUCAUACAUCAUCAAGAACGCAUUCACUAUUAUUAAAAUAUUAUUAAUAAUAAUAUUUAUAUUAUUAACAUGUCAUCUAAUCAUACUACAAAAUAAAAAUAGUUUCUAUGACUUAAGUUCAACGUAUCAAGAUCAUGAUCAACCAAUUUCCAUCAAAAUACCACCCGCACCAGAUCUCAAGAAAAACUUAGUCCCAAUUAACACAGAAGACUUAAAUUUACCUAAAGUUUUCGAAGUAAAAAAAUCUAAAAUAAUACACUAUGGUCAAGAUGGACUGCCAAGUUAUCCAAUGAAGACAAAAAGUCGGGGAAUCUUCUUCAUGGUUAACAUCAUAGAUUUCCCAAAUAAAGCUAAAGAACGGCUUGGUGCUAAAAACGAUUCAAUAAGUUUGUUGCAUUUGUUUCAAGAAUUCGGAUUCACAUGUUUUCCAUAUCACAAUCUUACAAAAAAACAGUUUUUUGAAAUAUCAGAAAAACUUAGAAAGUCUGAAUAUUUGGAAAAAACAGAAUCUUUUGUUUUGACAGUGAUGUCGCAUGGUGGGAUGGAGGACAUGCACGACCGAGUACAAUUUAGUGAUGGAGAAAUGUGCAAAGUAAAGAAAAUCGAAGAGUUCUUCUCGGAAACCAAUUGCAAGAGUUUGAUUGGUAAACCUAAAGUUAUGGUUUUUCCUUUCUGCAGACAAGCAUCACAAAAUCUUACCGAAAAUAAAACGGUCGGCUGCUUUCCUACAGUUUGUAAGCCACCACCUGUUCUAUCAGAUAUUCUUGUUUGCUAUGGAACGGUUAGAGGUUUUCCAUCAUAUCGACACCCAAUUGAAGGAUCAAACUACAUACAGGUCUUUUGUAAGAUCUUAGCCAAACAUGCGCACUACAUGCACUUAGAGGAUAUGUUAAAAUUGAUCGGCAAAGAGCUGCGUGAACAGACAAAUUCACAAAUUAUAGCUCAUUACAAUUACGGGUUUAACAACCUGUUGUUUUUUAACCCUGGAAUAUGUGAAAAUUAG
This is a messenger RNA of Episyrphus balteatus (marmalade hoverfly), 1203 nucleotides long. Its product is annotated as caspase Dronc-like. The record is from RefSeq and is a predicted model, not a curated record. The coding region runs from base 130 to 1203 and encodes 357 amino acids. Gene Ontology annotation, molecular function: cysteine-type endopeptidase activity. Gene Ontology annotation, biological process: proteolysis. The transcript is spliced from 5 exons. Lineage: Eukaryota; Metazoa; Arthropoda; Insecta; Diptera; Syrphidae.